Darwinula stevensoni is the source of this 714-nucleotide messenger RNA. Lineage: Eukaryota; Metazoa; Arthropoda; Ostracoda; Podocopida; Darwinulidae. The record is from the annotation of a GenBank genome assembly.
AUGUCCCUGCUUUCUAUCUUGGUGCAUCCAGACAAAAAUCAAGAUGAUAAAGAUAGAGCACAGACAGCAUUUGAUGCUGUGAACAGGGCAUACAAAAACCUGGAGAGUGAAGAAACUAGACAAAAGUACUUAGACAUCAUUGAAGAGGCCAAAGCACGCACUGAAAACAUGGUACAAGAGAAAAAGAAAAAGCUAAAGCGGGAGGGCAAAAAGGACCUGCGAGUGGAGGAGGAUGACCCAGAGCGAUUUCGCCAUGCUGUGUAUGUCAUGACAAUGAAGAUGUUUGCUGACAUGGAACGGAGAAAACGGGAGCUUGAAGAGAGGGAUAUGGAGGAACGAAAGCGGAAACGUGAGGAGGAGAUUGAAGAAGAAGAGAAGAAGAAAGUUGAGAAGGAGUUUCAAAAAAAUUUUGAAGAAUCUCGGCAGGAGCGGGUGACCAGUUGGAAAGACUUCCAAGAGGGGAGCAAGAAGAAAAAGAAGAAAGUGGGAGGAUUCCGACCCCCAAAGCACAAGAUGGAAACCAGGUGAAAAAAAGACAAAGGACUUGUUUGAUGUUAUUGACCAACAAGACAUCGAUCUCCAGAUUGUGUGACUUGCAGAUGAGUGAGUCCCUCUCUUCCUGCUGGUCGUUGCACUUCUGUAGAGUCUUUUUUUUUGUCAGUGUGCCUCAUUCACUGCAAAAUUUGGUGAAGAAAUAAAAGGCUCUAUCUCUUU